UUUGAAGAGCCCGUUUCUCCAGAGAAAGACUCUCCUACUGAAGAUGACAGAUCCUGGGCUCUCACAGAAGGAUUAAUAAUUAGCAAGCUUCAGGCCCUCCACUGGUGUAUUGGACUGCAGGGCUGUAGCCAUCACACAAACACGCACACACGCACACACAGACAAUGCCAUACAGCCAGUGGUCUACAGGGCAGGUAGCUCAGUUGCCUGGUGACGGUGCAUGCAUCGGUAAGGGACAGUGGAGAGGGUCAGUCUGAAAAGACCAGCCUUGUUCAUCUGUCAUAGAAGAGACGUACCCAUCAACACUUCUCUUUCAAAAUGGCCGGAGAGGUGGGAGCUGAAGCCUUGUAUGGGACUCCUGGAAAUUUCAGAUGUCGCUCUCUCACACAAGAACAGGAUAGUUGCAUCAUGCAAGUGGAGUUCACAAAACCAGAAGGAGGAGGCCUUGGCUUUGCUUUGAUUGGGGGAACCAAUGGCAGCAUGCUCAGAGUGAAGGAAAUCUGCUCUGGUGGAGUAGCUGAGCAGGACGGCCGUCUAAGAGUGGGAGAUAUUCUAUUAGAGGUGAACGGUGUGAUCGUGUCUGGGCUGAGCCACAGUAAGGUGGUGGAUAUCCUGCGUAGAGCUGAAGGCAGUGUACAGCUCACCAUCUGCAGAGACAUCCUGCCCCUGGCCUACUCCGAGUCACCUACACCACCCAACAUGUCUGCUCACACUGAAGCUAUUUUAGCCGAGCAGCCGGCUCCUGUGUCCAGCCCUGAUACCUGUUCCUCCCUUGACGUCAUGCUGAAAAGGCCAGUUGAGCACCCCCCUGUGACUUCAGACCCUCUGGUCAAUGAAGCUGGAGUGUUUGUUACCUCACCACCUCCUCCACCACGCCGACUGACUGUCGUAACAGAUGACACUGAAAUCAUACAGGAGAGCUGUAACAGCACCCCUUCUCAUCAAGCUUGCUGCCCAUCCCUCAAUGUCACUGACAUGUUGCAUGGAGCUUCUGAAAGGUGGAAAAGUCGCAGGGAAAGGAAGCUCAGCCUUGCAUGAUUUCAUCCCCUCCUACCGAAGAGUAAAAU
Messenger RNA from Perca flavescens (yellow perch), 1067 nucleotides. Its product is annotated as disks large homolog 2-like. NCBI's taxonomy places the organism in Eukaryota, Metazoa, Chordata, Actinopteri, Perciformes, Percidae. Bases 319 to 1038 code for a protein of 239 amino acids. The transcript is spliced from 8 exons. The record is from RefSeq and is a predicted model, not a curated record. Gene Ontology annotation, molecular function: protein binding.